CGAUUUUCCGGUGUGUCUCCGUCUUGAGCCUCGUCGCCGAGUAUAAAAAGACUUGGACAUGGAAGAGGUUUUAGGGUUUUGGCGCAUCUUUUACGCAGCAGGUUCACCAGCUGGAGAGAACCAUGGCGACGUCUGCGGUCACACUCACACUCUUUGGCUUUUUCUGCAUUUUAUCGACCUUGAUAGAUGCUACAGCAGGAAAGCCCAAAGUGGACAUCCAUGUCACGUCUAGUGAUAUUCUGGUGGGAGGCACAGGGUUGUUGCUUUGCACAGCUGAUCAGUCUACGACAUUCAGAUGGCAGAAGGACGGGGAAGAAAUUGAAACGCACAUAGAAAGCAGUGAAGAAAAGAGUAAGCUGCACUUGGAGAAUGUCAAGCUGACAGACAGUGGAGAGUACAUGUGCAUUUGUGAUUUUGAUGGUGAAGAAUACAGUGCAACCACCAACAUAUAUGUCUAUGAAAAACCAAGCUUUGGCCCCACUCAGACAUACCAUGAGUUUUUGGUGAACCAGACAGUGCGUGUUCCAUGCCAAGUCACUGGGAAGCCCGAAGUGGAGACCAACUGGUAUUGGAACGGUGACCGCGUGUUAAAUAAUGACACAAGUAAUCUCAGUGUGCUAUCAGAUGGGUCGUUGCAGAUUACAAACAUUCAGAGGGAAAAUCAUGGAACCUAUGGCUGUGAGGGAAAAAUCAAAGGACGGCCCAAAUCGGAGACUCUGAACAUCUCGGUUGUUGUGAAUGCUCCACCAACUGCCAUAGUUCGCAGUGAGAGCACAAAGGUCUUGGCUGGACCAAACAGAAAUGUCACGUUACUCUGCUUGGUGACGGGAGCGCCCCAUCCAAACAUUACCUGGGAAAUGCCUGCAACAUCAGAUUCCUCUCGCUACAUAUACAACUCAGACAAGAGUAUGCUCAUCAUUCCAGAUGUGGCCAGAAGUGACUCUGGAAACUAUGCUUGUACUGCUGUAAAUAAAAUCGGAGAGGCCAGCUCAACAUUCACACUGGAUGUCUCAGAACGUCCAUCGGUGACCCUGAGCCAGAGUGAGUUGGUUCUGAAUCUUGGGGAAUCAGCAUCUGUCUUCUGCAAUGCCACUGGACAUCCUCCACCCACCAUCCAGUGGCUGAACACAAGCAAGGAAGGUGGCAUGCUUCAGAUCAACAAUGUGGUGUCUUCUGAUGGUGGUGUGUAUUCCUGCAAAGCCACCAAUGAGGCAGGCAGCAACACACAGAGCUUCAAUCUAAUGACCUCUCCGGAAGUACCGACCUCAUUUACUGUGUCGCCUGGACCCUCGGCAUUCCACAUCACCCUGCAAAAACCUGUCCUGGAUGGGGGUUCUCCCAUUACUCACUAUAUCAUCCAGUGGAGAAAAGAAUCAAAGGAUGACUGGAAUGAGACUCCAGUCCCUUUUUCUGGUCCGCUGGAGGUCAAAUCUCUGGCUCCAUACACUGAAUAUGCUGUCCGCUUUGCUGCUAAAAACAAGCAUUUUCUCGGAGCCUUUUCUACUGAAAAGAAGAUUCGUACACUGGCCAAACAGGGGGAGCCAGACAUGCCUGAAGUGUCUGUAGACAAUGGCAAGAUCGACAAAAACUCCUAUUCAAUUCCAGUCAAGCAGAUCACUGAUGUCGGCUCUCCCAUUCAAUAUUAUGUCAUACGCUACCGAAUGAACAAGGAGGGUGAGCCCUGGAGAGAAAAGAAAACAGACACAAACUCCAGUAUCAUUCACCUCCAGAAUCUUGAGUAUGACUCCAACUAUGAGGCCGAAAUCAUUGCUGUUAACGUUAAUGGCUUUUCCGAACCAGCUAAAUUAUAUUUCUCUAUCCCACAAGCUCAGUUCAGCCUGGGUAAAGGUGGUGUCGUGGCCAUAGUGCUGGUCGUCUUCCUGGUGCUGUUGGUGGGGGUUGAUGCUUUGUGUUGCUAUACAAAUCACUGUGGCAUGCUCAACUUCUUGGCCCGAAAACUGUUUGGUUCCAACGUGCCUGAAUCUAAAAGUUUGGAGGAGGGUGUGUUUAACAACACUGCUGUAACCAUGAAUGGGCUUGAGAAACCGAGGGGUAGCAUUCCAAAACUACAGUCACAAAACAAGACAGAAAAUGGAAUGCAGUCCGACAUCACUUGUGACAAAGCGCCUCUUACUAAAUUUGCGAAAGCACCAGCCGAGGCCGACCCAGUCAAUGAAGCACGGUUGUAAAAUGCUUUUGACACCAAACCAAAAAGAAAGAAUGGCUUCAGGGAUGCAGCUUUCUGGCUGACUGGCAUUAUAAUGUAGCUUAAAAAAAAAAAAGAACAAAAAAAAAACAUGACUGUAUAAAAGUGCAUCUUUUUUGUUGUGAAUUUUAUUGUGAAGUUAAACUAAAUACUUCUAUGCAUUUAAUAGUAUGUGAUUUAUCGAGUAUGAACUUUACAGGGUAAGAAUUGAAAAUGUAGAUUUUAAUAAAUUUGAUCAUUUUGUAGAUAAAAGAGAGCAGCUAACUGUGUCCAAGCAUUAAAACAGAUUUUCUGUGAUAAUCUGUAUCAACAGGGUUACGCUUUCACAUGCUGUAAUGUCUAAAGCAAUUGCUAUGGGAGGAUGUUAUUUCACACAGACGAAUGCAUUAUUAUCAUCACUAAUUUAUUUAAUGUAUUUUGAUGACAUUAAUCGCAAGAGUUAAUGUUUUAUUAUGGUUAUGAUAAUCAUUUCUUCUUUUCUGCAUCAGUUACAGUAUAUUGCCUGUGUAGUGAAAAAUCUACCAAAGGUUUAACUUACAGUACACAUGUGUGUGUGUGUGUGUGUGUGUGUGUGUGUGUGUGUGUGUGUGUGUGUGUGUGCGCAUAUGCAAAUUUGUAUGAUAUAGGUGGUAGGCGGUGCUGUAUAUUAUUGUAAAUAAUUUUUUUGUUCAUUUUACAGACUGUAAUAUAUGUUUUGAAAAAAUUGCACUCUGUGUGGUUUAUUUAU
Messenger RNA from Neoarius graeffei (lesser salmon catfish), 2933 nucleotides. RefSeq names its product neural cell adhesion molecule 3 (gene ncam3). Lineage: Eukaryota; Metazoa; Chordata; Actinopteri; Siluriformes; Ariidae. Gene Ontology annotation, cellular component: plasma membrane; axon. The record is from RefSeq and is a predicted model, not a curated record. Gene Ontology annotation, biological process: dendrite self-avoidance; homophilic cell-cell adhesion; axon guidance. Bases 123 to 2189 code for a protein of 688 amino acids. The transcript is spliced from 17 exons. Gene Ontology annotation, molecular function: cell-cell adhesion mediator activity.